This is a messenger RNA of Arvicola amphibius (Eurasian water vole), 1248 nucleotides long. RefSeq names its product ELAV like RNA binding protein 3 (gene Elavl3). Gene Ontology annotation, molecular function: RNA binding. The record is from RefSeq and is a predicted model, not a curated record. Gene Ontology annotation, cellular component: ribonucleoprotein complex. NCBI's taxonomy places the organism in Eukaryota, Metazoa, Chordata, Mammalia, Rodentia, Cricetidae.
AUGCCAUCCCUGGUGGCAUGUGCUGACUCCCUUCUGAAGGACAGGAAAGCAAAGAAAGAAGAAGCUGCUGUGUUCAAAGGCCAGGCACGUGGGUGGUCUCUCCACACAGAGACUGACAAGGGCCGGGGGUGGCUCAGUAAGACACCCUGUCCCCUGAAGCUGGAGUCACAGGUGGUCAUACUGGGGGCCAUGGAGUCUCAGGUUGGGGGGGGGCCGGCCGGCCCGGCCCUGCCCAACGGGCCACUCCUUGGGACAAAUGGAGCCACUGAUGACAGCAAGACCAACCUCAUCGUCAACUACCUACCCCAGAACAUGACACAGGACGAGUUCAAGAGUCUCUUCGGCAGCAUUGGGGACAUCGAAUCCUGCAAGUUGGUUCGGGAUAAGAUCACAGGGCAGAGCCUGGGCUAUGGGUUUGUGAACUACUCUGACCCCAAUGAUGCAGACAAAGCCAUCAACACCCUCAAUGGCCUCAAAUUGCAGACAAAGACCAUCAAGGUGUCCUAUGCACGCCCCAGUUCUGCCUCUAUCGGGAUGCUAACCUGUAACGUCAGUGGCCUCCCCAAGACUAUGAGCCAGAAGGAGAUGGAACAGCUCUUCUCCCAGUACGGUCGCAUCAUCACUUCCAGAAUCCUGCUGGACCAGGCCACAGGUGUCUCUCGGGGUGUGGGAUUCAUCCGCUUUGACAAGAGGAUCGAGGCUGAGGAGGCUAUCAAGGGAUUGAAUGGGCAGAAACCACUAGGUGCGGCUGAGCCAAUCACGGUCAAAUUCGCAAACAACCCGAGUCAGAAGACAGGGCAGGCCCUGCUCACCCACCUGUACCAGUCCUCUGCCCGGCGCUACGCGGGUCCUCUGCAUCAUCAGACACAGCGUUUCCGGCUGGACAAUUUGCUCAACAUGGCCUAUGGAGUCAAAAGGUUCUCCCCAAUCGCCAUCGAUGGCAUGAGUGGCCUAGCAGGUGUGGGCUUGUCUGGAGGCGCGGCAGGCGCUGGCUGGUGCAUCUUCGUGUACAACCUGUCCCCGGAAGCUGAUGAGAGCGUGCUGUGGCAGCUUUUCGGACCUUUUGGGGCAGUCACCAAUGUCAAGGUCAUCCGGGAUUUCACCACCAACAAGUGCAAGGGCUUCGGCUUCGUCACCAUGACCAACUACGAUGAGGCAGCCAUGGCCAUCGCCAGCCUGAACGGGUACCGCCUGGGAGAGCGCGUGCUGCAGGUGUCCUUCAAGACCAGCAAGCAGCACAAGGCCUGA